Molecule: messenger RNA, 1194 nt
Organism: Botrytis deweyae
Lineage: Eukaryota; Fungi; Ascomycota; Leotiomycetes; Helotiales; Sclerotiniaceae
Exons: 2
Coding region: 1-1194 (397 amino acids)
Molecular function (GO): protein binding
Source: RefSeq, a predicted model, not a curated record
AUGUCAUCAGCCGAGGUGAUCCGUUCCACAAUCAUGGAAGAAGGAUAUAAAGAGUAUGAAUCUAGUCAGAAUGUUGAUGGCAAAGACCAGACGCCCCUUGAAAAUAGUCAGUCUCAAGGAGGACGCCAUGCCCACCCCGAGCCCACCAACUUAGUGGAGCUCGUUCGCCAUGGUGAUUUAGAUGCCGUGAGACGAUUGUGCCAAACAGGUGUCGACUUGAAUAUGCGAACCUCUAACGGUCAAACCGCACUUCAUAUAUCAAAUCAGAACAAGGAUCAGGUUAUGAUGCAGCUCCUUCUUGAGAGUGGUAUCGAUACGGAAGCGGCUGACCAAGAUGGCAAUAAAGCUUUGUAUCUGGCCUCAGAAUCCGGAAUGCUUGAUUCUGUCAAGCUUUUGCUGCAAUUUGGCGCCAACUAUGAUUCCUACAAUGAUAUGACUUGUCACACGGCAUUUUAUCAAGCGAUCGAAACCCGUCGUUUUGUAGUGGCUCAGAAUCUCCUUGAUGUCGGGACAGAUAUAGAUGCAGUAGAUGCCGAUGGGGAGACUCCUCUGUUCAGCGCAGUUCGCAGUGGAGAUGAAGAAGCUGUGAGUUUCUUGCUGCGCAACGGAGCGAGUAAGAAGAUUCGAGACGAAGAAGGUCGACUAUAUCUGGCGGAGGACUAUGCCAGUGAAGGAACUCAGAUGAUGGAUUUGCUACAGUCGGAUCCUAUGAUUCAAGGCCCGUCUGUUAUUAAUCCCAAAUCGAACCCUAAAUCACCCUUCGUUAUAUCUUCUCUUCCAGUGGACCAGACCGAUAAGAUAAAUGCUUGCAAUGGGUUCGAAUGUACCAUCGUCGAUUUCUUUGUGGGGCAAACGGAACAGAGGAUUCAGAAAACAGUCUCGAUCUACGAGUUACUUUAUGGUAAGGGCCCAAAGGCCAUCAUGAACGCAGCAAAAGGCACAAAAUUGGAAGGAAAGAAAAGAAGUUUUAGAUGGUAUCAUUUGCCUGCAAAUAAUAUUCUCACAAGUCGGCAUUUUCAAGAACAAGGUUCUAAGGGGAUUAUGUUGGAUGAAGAUGCCAAAUUCAAGCUUUCUUUAACUAACUCUCAAGGACAGCAAUAUCGAGCAACGACAGCUCAUUCUUCGUUUAUGAGACCGAAGUGCAGAACUGUUGAGGUACAAUGUAAAGUUUCCGUGCUUAAUUACUUCCGUUGA